Panicum hallii is the source of this 2730-nucleotide messenger RNA. RefSeq lists its product as uncharacterized. The record is from RefSeq and is a predicted model, not a curated record. Bases 50 to 1957 code for a protein of 635 amino acids. Lineage: Eukaryota; Viridiplantae; Streptophyta; Magnoliopsida; Poales; Poaceae. The transcript has 10 exons.
AAACCACACCACACCACCAGAGACCAGAGUACCAACCAGGCUGCCCAAAAUGCCGUCCCCGUCUCUCCUCCUCCUCCGCGCCCCUCCUCCAUCGCCGCACCUCAUCUCCCCCUGUCGCCGAUGCCUCGACUCCCCCUCCCUCAGACCAACAACCCGCGCCAGUCGCCCCCACCCUCUGCGCCUGCCCCCCGCGGGGUCCCGCCGCGCCCCACGCGCCACCGCCCGCGUCGUGGAGGCGGGCGACGCCGGGGCCAGCGGCCUCAUCCCUAUCGCGCGCUGCUACGAGGGCCGCCUCGCGCGCCUCGAGCUCGCCGGCGCCGCGCGCCGGGAGCAGGCGGUCGCGGCAGCGGCAGCGGCCGACGGAGGGGCGGCGGCGGAGGCGCACCUCGCCGCCGGCGCCGAGUCCAUGGUCGUCGAGGCGUUCCUCCCCGCGGCCGAUGGGGGCGGGGCAAGCGCGUCGUCCACACGAGUGAUUUUGCAAGCCAAGGAAGUCAAAGGCAAGGCCAGUAAGAUAAAGAGACAAUUUGGGCCUGAGUUUUUCUCUGAUAAUGAAACUGAUUCAGAGACUAUGUUGGCUAUGGCCUUUAAGCAAGUUGUAAUGCAGCGGCUUUCAAACUUUCGGCUCGAGGUCUUCUCCCCAGGUUCAGAGAGAGACUUCCAAGACUUGGGCAGACCACGAAAGGUGUCUAUGGACUUUAGUGUCAUCUCAUCAGAUGAAAAACUUCUGCCUUCUCUUGCCGAAGCCAUUUUCUCCUGUGUCAUCCAGGAUGCCAGCAACAAUCAGCUCAGAGCCACAGGCGGGUUGUUUCAGAAGCAGCAGCUCAACUGCUCAAUUGAUUCCUCCGUUUGUAUACACAAAAUUUCUGAGGCAGAAAUAGUGAGAAGUGCUAAGAGAUGCCUGGAGAGUUUCGAUCUAAUGAAGUCUCCUCAGAAUGUGCACAAAACAAAGAAUGGAUGGUGGCCAGCACCAAAUUAUGAAAGUUUGGUGAAGAUCGGGGGUCCUGAGUUUGUCCUUUGGGCCAAUGAGUACAUUCCUACCUAUAAACUGCAAAUAAAAACCAGAGCAUUUGAGAAUACUAAUCUUGAAGGCCGUUGUGAGUCAGAAAGUAAUAGGUGGGAAGUUCUCUUGACCCGCUCCCAACUGGCGGAACUAGGGAACGUUAUAGACAUGUACUUCGAAGAUCAAUUCACCCUACCAGGCAAAGCUUUCCAUCCUCACUGGAAUUCAGAUCCAUCAAAGAUUAAAAAGAACAAUGGCUAUUUGAACAACAUUUUUAGUUUCAUGGCUGGUAGCUGUAUUAUUCUUUUUGUCGCCAUCUUUGCUCAGUUAUGCUGGCCUCGAUCUCUUGGAGACAAAAGGCUAUUCAAGGGAAUUUCAAAUGUAUCAUCAUCUCAGGGCUAUUGUUCUGAUGUCAACUCUCUUGAUAGCAGUGAGAUACAAGCUUAUUGCACAUCUCUUAUUAAGAAAAUGAAAGACUCAUAUGGCUGCCCUGGUGAUGUAAUGGUUGAUGCACAUAUUGGAGCUUGGGUUGGAGAACUGCCUGAUUGCUUCAAGGGAAUCGAUAGUGAGGAUAAUGCUGCAUCUGACAGUGUUCAGCACUCCGACACUUUUAUCCAAGAAAAUCAAGCCCAAUUGGUGCCAAUUAAUACUAAGAUGUCUGAUUUGGAACAAAAUGACAGAACUCAGGAAACUCUGCAGAAUAUUGCUAGUUUUCAGGUGGUCAUGUCAGAAGAACGUAAAGUAGUGGGAUUUCAGCCAACUAACCGCCCAGCUGUGAACCAUUGGUCAAUAAACCCACUAGCUACACUUCUGUAUCAGGGGCGGAUGCUUUCUCCAGGUAUUCUGGAACCAAAGCUUAAAAUUUCUCGUCCAUCUAAGGCUGUCCCAAUUGAAUUGUUGAUGUCGGUAAAUCAAGAUUCCUUUUUUGCUUUGGCCAGGCCCAUUCAAGACCCAUGACAGCAGAGAGUGAAAGUUUUAGUUGCUCUGGUGAUGCAAUGGUUGAUACAAAUAUCGGAGCUUGGGUUGGAGAGCUGCAUGACUGCUUCAUGGGCAUCAAUAGCAUGGAUAGUGCUGCUUCUGAUGAUGUUCAACAUCUGGAUGGUUAUAUCCUAGAAAAUCAACUGCAGUUUGUGCCCACUAGCUUUCAGAAGGGUUGUUUGGAACAAAAUUAUACAACUCAGGAAACCCUGCAGAAUAUUGCUAGUUUUCAGAAAAAGAAAUUGCACAAAACCCAUCUUAUGGUCGAAUGAAGGUGCUGUUGCCGAUUGCCCCUCCGCCAUGCAUAUUCCGGCUCCUCGGCAAGGUGCUGGAUCGUUCGGCUAUGUUGGCUGGCACUGCAGAUUGAUCAUCCAUCCUCCCCACUGCCGUUCCAAGUCACCAAGCCCAGCAGAAAAUUGGUCUGUUGCCUCGUUGAGAAGCACGCGAGGACACCAUCUCCAUAGCCAAGCUUCGCUCAAAUGUGUUGGGGGUUUAGUGCACCACUGCGAAUUGAAGUGGGGGUUUAGGACACCUCUACCCCCAUGAUGUAGAUGUUCGCAAGGAAGCCAGCGUAGACAGACAGGUAGAAGGCCUGAACGGCGUGCUUAAAGUUCAGUGGUAUUAGGAUAUUCAAACCCAUUUCUACUUAUGAAGCUUAAAGUGUUACUGACAUACUGUAUCUGUCCUCAAGUGUCAAGUACUAAAGUUAUUGUAUUCGAUCAGAAUAGAAUGAGUGUUGAUUUUUUACGGAA